Medicago truncatula (barrel medic) is the source of this 1769-nucleotide messenger RNA. RefSeq names its product protein DETOXIFICATION 35. Bases 107 to 1561 code for a protein of 484 amino acids. Gene Ontology annotation, cellular component: membrane. The record is from RefSeq and is a predicted model, not a curated record. NCBI's taxonomy places the organism in Eukaryota, Viridiplantae, Streptophyta, Magnoliopsida, Fabales, Fabaceae. Gene Ontology annotation, molecular function: antiporter activity; xenobiotic transmembrane transporter activity. The transcript has 7 exons. Gene Ontology annotation, biological process: xenobiotic detoxification by transmembrane export across the plasma membrane.
UCUACCACGUGGUCUUGGUUGUUGCUAGAGAAGUUCAUAAAAAAUUUAGUACUAUAAAAAAGUGAGACUUAUUGGUAUUUCUGGAUCAAAGUAGAAACUCACUCAUAUGGAAACACCAUUGUUGAUUAAAAGCUUUACUUCAGAAAAUGAUUACUUACCUUUGAAAAACUUGAAAGAUGUGAAAUAUGUUUUGUGGAAUGAGACAUUGAAGAUAUGGAAGAUAGCAAUUCCAGUGGCUUUGUCUUUACUUUUUCAGAACCUAAUUGGCUCUUCAAAUUUCAUCUAUGCUGGUCAUAUUGGUGAUAUUCAGCUCUCUUCUUACUCUGUGUAUCAAAGUGUCAUCAUUACUAUCUAUUUCUCUAUCUUGUAUGGUAUGUCAAAUGCACUAGCAACACUAUGUGGCCAAGCUUAUGGUGCAGGAAAAUUUCAAAAUGCUGGUAUUUAUCUUCAAAGGUCAUGGAUAGUACUCUUCACCACUUGUAUACUCCUCUUGCCAAUUCUUCUAUAUGCAACUCCAAUCUUAAAACUUCUUGGUCAAGAAAAAGAGAUAGCCGAUCUUGCCGGAAAAUAUGCUAUUCUACUAAUUCCCUACAUGUUUUCCUUCGCCGUCAAUUUACCCCUCGUGAAGUUUCUUCAAGCACAAAGCAAAGUUAAUGUUAUUAUGUACAUAGCAAUGGUUACAUUACUCAUCCAAAAUGGUCUACUUUACAUCUUCAUCACUGUAUUUGAUUGGGGAGUGAUUGGUUUAGCAAUGGCAAGUAAUAUCUCAGGAUGGAUAUUUUCUAUUGCAUUGGUAAUCUAUGCCAUUGGUUGGUGUAAAGAAGGAUGGAAUGGAUUGUCUUGGAUGGCAUUUAGAGAAUUAUGGGAAUUUACCAAACUUAGUCUUGGUUCAUCUGUAAUGAUCUGUUUAGAACAAUGGUAUACUGCUUGCAUUAUACUUCUUGCUGGUCAUCUUGAUAAUCCUGUGAUUGCUGUUGGUUCCUUUUCGAUUUGCCUUAAUAUUCAGGGUUGGAACAUGAUGCUGCUUCUUGGAGUAAGUUCAGCAGUAAGUGUUCGUGUCUCUAAUACACUUGGCAUGUCACAUCCAAGAGCAGCCAAAUACUCUUUCUUGGUGGCAAUAUCUCAGUCCCUUCUCCUUGGAAUCAUUUUCAUGACUGUUAUUUUCUUAUGCAAAGAAAAAUUUGCCUUCAUCUUUACCAAUAGUGAUGAUAUAAUACAUGCUGCAAGUGAAUUAGCUUACCUUCUUGGUAUGACAAUGGUUAUCAACAGUAUUUCACAAACCAUAUCAGGUGUGGUAAUUGGAUGUGGGUGGCAAGUUAUGGUUGGUUACAUAAAUUUGGCAUGCUAUUAUAUUGUUGGACUCCCUAUUGGAAUUUUCCUUGGUUUCAACCAGCAUUUAGGUGUCAAGGGUCUCUGGGGAGGAACAAUGUGCGGCAAUAUUCUUCAAAUUUUAGUGCUCAUAGUCAUUAUUUAUAAGACCAACUGGACCAAAGAGGUAGAGCAAACGGCUAAUCGCAUGAGAAUUUGGAGCUCUAACAACCUUCAAAACGAUGUGAUUUGAAAUUUUCAGUUGCUGGUCACGUGCUGUGCACAUGCAUAGCCACUUUGGAUACUAGAGUUUAGAGUCACAUUAAAGCUAUGGAACCUCGUCUACUCACUCCAUCUUAAUUCUUCAUUAGUUAUAGAAAAAUAAGAAGGAAGAAAACAAAUUGAAUCUAAAUUAUAUUUAAUUUAACGGAAAUAAAGAAAUAACAUAUUUUUGGGAAAAA